This is a messenger RNA of Paramecium sonneborni, 1569 nucleotides long. Lineage: Eukaryota; Ciliophora; Oligohymenophorea; Peniculida; Parameciidae. The record is from the annotation of a GenBank genome assembly.
UAAAAAAAGAUUCCCAUAUUUAUGAAAGCACUUAUAUUCAUCAGCUUACUCUUGGCAACAUCGUCGGGCGCAUUUUAAGAAGAAGAGAAUGUGUUAGUUUUGACAACAGAUACUUUUUAAGAAGCAAUUGACGCAUUCAAAUUUAUUUUGGUUGAAUUUUAUGCACCCUGGUGUGGACAUUGGUAUAGGCUUAUAUAUUUAAUAUGUUAGUAAGAAAUUAGCACCUGAAUAUUCUGCAGCAGCAGCCGAAUUGAAAAAGUAAGGAGGUGAUAACUAUGUGCCAUUAGCAAAAGUUGAUGCCACAGCUGAAUCAUCAAUUGCUGAAAAAUUCAGCAUUUAAGGAUAUCCAACAUUAAAAUUCUUUAUUAAUGGUUAAGCAAUAGACUAUGAAGGAGGAAGAACAUAAACUGAUAUUGUAGCUUGGAUCAAUAAAAAAUCAGGUCCUCCAUCAAAUGAAUUAAACUCAGUUUAAGAUUUGGAGAAAUUCUUGGAAAGAGUAUCAUCAUCUCCAAUAAUUGUAUUCUUUGGAAAUUCAGAAGAUGAUAAUGAUUUCUAGACAUUCAAAGCAGUAGCAUAAUCUAAUGACAAAGUUACAUUUGCACAUAUUGUAAAUGCUGAAGCUACAGAAAAAUAUAAUGUUUAAGGAAAGAUUGUUCUUUUCAAAUCAUUUGAUGAAAAAAGAAAUGAUUUAGAUGGUGCAAUCACAAAUGAAACUCUAGAAUAAUUUAUAAAUGCUCAUGGAAAUCCAGUUUUAUUACCAUUCAAUGAUAAAGCAAUUAACAUUAUUUUCUAAUAAAGAAAUAAUGCUGUACUUUUAUUCACAGAUGAUUCUGAUGCCGGUGCUGCAGCUUAUGAUGUUUUUGCUUAAGUAGCUGGUGCAUUUAAAGAUAGAAUUAAAUUCUCCUUUUCUAAACCAAAUGAUGGUUCAGGAUUAUUCCAUAGAUUAGCUGAAUAUGUUGGAGCUAGUACUGUCAAUGUUCCAAAUAUUAUGAUUUUUGAUUAAUUAGGAGGAAAUGCUAAAUAUAGAUUUGAAGAAAGUAUCACCGUUGAUACGCUAAGAACCUUUUUAACAAAUUUCUUUGAUGGCAAUUUGGGAAGAUAUAUGAAGUCUGAAGAGAUUCCAUCAAGUAAUGAUGAACCUGUUAAAAUUGUUGUUGGAAAGAACUUCAAAGAUUUAGUCAUUAAUAAUGAUAAAGAUGUUUUGGUUGAAUUUUAUGCUCCUUGGUGUGGUCAUUGCAAAUAAUUAGCUCCAAUUUAUGAAACAUUAGCUAAGAAAUUAUAAGUCAAUCCAAAUAUUAUCAUUGCCAAAUGCGAUGCUACUGCAAACGAAGUGAAAUAAAUAUUUAAAUAUUAUAUAGGUUGAAGGUGUUUCUAUCGAAUCCUUCCCAACUUUAAAAUUCUGGAAGAAUGGAUAGAAAGAUUAAGUUAUUUCUUAUUCUGGAGGAAGAGAUGAAGCUGGAUUCAUUUCCUUCCUAAAAGAAAACACAUCUCAUCCUUGGGUCGAUUUAGAUAGAGUUGAAGAAUUAUGAGUGUAUUUUCAUUGUAUAUUCAUAUCAAAUUAUACAAUCU